Molecule: messenger RNA, 1483 nt
Organism: Myripristis murdjan (pinecone soldierfish)
Lineage: Eukaryota; Metazoa; Chordata; Actinopteri; Holocentriformes; Holocentridae
Product: guanine nucleotide-binding protein G(o) subunit alpha-like
Exons: 10
Coding region: 136-1266 (376 amino acids)
Biological process (GO): adenylate cyclase-modulating G protein-coupled receptor signaling pathway
Cellular component (GO): heterotrimeric G-protein complex; cytoplasm
Molecular function (GO): G protein-coupled receptor binding; guanyl nucleotide binding; GTPase activity
Source: RefSeq, a predicted model, not a curated record
CUGCACACGUGCCCUUGAUUAAGAAGUGAAAAUCGAGUUGCUUUUUUUCUCUCCGCUUUGUUUUGUCCUCAGAGAGCCUGUCCCCACACUGUAUUUGCGUUUUGGUCUGAAAAACGGCCUCCAGCAGCUAAAGAGAUGUUUAGUUGUCUGAAUAUCCUCCCAGUCCCGCUGCAGAUUUGCCUGGGAAUGUGCCUGCACCAGGAUAUUACCGAGGAGAAUAAAAGGGCCGAAAUCCAGAGCUCUAAAAUAGAACAAGACCUGCGCGAACAUGCCAAGAUUGAGAUGAAUGUGGUUAAAAUCCUCUUGCUUGGGGCUGCAGAGAGUGGAAAGAGCACCUUGAUCAAACAGAUGAAGAUAAUCCACAGUAAUGGAUUCUCCAGACAGGAGCUCAUUAGCUUUAAGCCUGCUGUACUUGACAACGUCCUGACCUCUAUGAAGUUUGUUCUGCGGGGCAUGGGCAUGCUGAGGAUAAAUCUUGCCAACAAGAAGAACAAGGCACACGCACGCUCCAUCCUGUCCUGUGGCCACUGUUUAGGGGAGGACCAGGAGCUUCUUCCUUUUGUUGCCCAUGCUUUCUGUGCCCUCUGGGCUGACCAGGGGGUGCGGGCUGCAGCAGCCAGGGGUUACGAGUUUGAGCUGAAUGACUCUGCCCUCUAUUUUUUCGAGAACAUGAAUCGGAUCAUCGCUCCCAACUACAUUCCCACAGAGACAGAUGUUCUGAGAGUCAGAGUGAGGACCUGUGGAGUCAUUGAGACACAGUUUCAAGUGAAUGAAAUGGUCUUUCGGAUGUAUGAUGUAGGGGGCCAGCGGAGCCAGAAGAGAAAGUGGCUGAGCUGCUUUGAUUGUGUUCAGGCCGUGCUGUUUGUGGUGGCUCUCAGUGGCUAUGACAGGAGCCUGAUGGAGGACUUCUCCACGAACCGUCUGCAGGAAAGCCUUGAACUUUUUACAUCCAUCUGCACCAACACGGUUUUUAAGAACUCUGCACUGAUUCUGUUCAUGAACAAAACCGACCUUUUCCGGGAGAAGAUCCUAUACUCUGGGAGACACUUGCGAUUUUACCUUCCCAGUUACAAAGGAGCAGAUGGUGAGGUGGAUACUGCGGCACGUCACAUCGCUGCCAUGUUCGUGGCGUGUAACAGCAGGCCAGACCGGCCUGUGUACCAGCACUUCACCACUGCCACAGACACCUCUGACGUCCGGUUGGUCUUCCAGGUGGUCAUGGAUCAGAUUAUCGGGGAUAAUUUAGCGGCUGUCCCUCUGCUGUGAAGGUGUCCUGAAGACUUCAGCUUGUGUAAAGUGUUUUUACUCAUGGACCACUGUAAUUCAGUAUUACUCAAAGCUAUUUUUCCAUGUGACACCCUCCCUUCUCCAGUUUAAAAUAGCAAACUUUGAGAAUACUUAAAGGUUUGGUUUAGGCACUUUCAGCUGCAGUGCAGUUUCGCCAUUGUAUUUUAAAGCAUUCUUAUUUAUUUAUUUUUUUAAA